AUGUUACCAAUAAAUAGUGAUAGUAUUACAACACAACCACCAUUAAGAUUAAUAGAUUCAAGUGUAUCUAGUUGUUCAUCUGAAAGUGAACAUUAUAAAUCAAUUAAUGUUUUAGUAGAAGAUACCUACAGAGUUUGGCAAACUAAAGAUAAAACUGAUAAAGCAUAUAUAGAGUUACAAUUCCCAUCACCCACACAAAUCAAGCAAAUUGAAAUUACCAAUGGAGGAUCAGCGUUUAUCGAAAUUUUAGUUGGAUUAGUUACUUGGGAGCCAACUGAAUUUCAAGUUUUGGUUCCAUUAACAAAUUUUAUGACAUUUAGCGAAAGUACAAAUAAAGUAAACAGAAAUAAAACCAAAGUAUUUGAUUGUAAACAAUUUUCACAACAGACAAUACCAAGAAAAUGGGAGAGAAUUAGAAUAGUGUGCACCCAACCAUGGUCAUUAGAUAAUUUAGGUAUAGGUUCAAUUAAAAUUUAUGGUCCAGUUAAAAAGCAAGCAUCAAGCAUAAAGCUCGUAGAGCCUGAAAAUAUUAGUAUGACAGAUACAUCUUUAAAUGAUUCAAGAGCAACAAAUACAAGCAUUGAAACAGAGCCAACAGCGUUCAAAACCGACUCUACCCAAGUUUUAAAUUUUAUACCAGCUGAACUUACAAAAGGAAACAGUAAUCUUGGGAAAAUAAGUAAAGGAGCAACUUUAGCUUUAAAUAAUCCUUUACCUGGUCAAGUUUUAAUAAUUAGUAAAAAAUCAACUGUAAAUAGUAGUAAUAAUAACAAUCUUAAUAAUAGUGGUACCGAUGUCUCAAUGGAGACUAAAAAGGUUGAAACUGUUGAAAUUGAAACUGAAGAAGAAAAUGAAGAGGAAAAAACUGAUAGAAUUAACCAAGACCAACUCAAAAAAAAGAAGUUAAAAUCAAACAUUAAAGAAAAUAUUACACAACAAAACAAUGUAAAUAAUGAAAAUGAUGGGGAAACUGAUCAAGAAGGCGAUAAUCUUCAAAUACUUUCAACUCCAAAACAACAAAAGAAACUUACUUCAUUUGGUAAUUUAUUGAAAGGUGUCGUUUUGGUAAUUGGUGGUAUAGUUAAUCCACAAAAAGGUGAGUUAAGAGAUAAAGCUAUUGAAAUGGGUGCAGAGUAUAAACCAGAUUGGUGCAGAGAAGCAACUCAUUUAGUUACACCAUUUGAUAAUACCCCCAAGUUUAAAGAAGCAAAGAAAGCAGGUGGCUCAAUUGUAAAUCCAGAUUGGAUCGAAGAUUGUUAUAAAUUAAAAUCUAGAUUACCAAUAGGAAAGUAUACUUUUAGAUCAAAUAAUAGUGAGGCCACACAAAGUACUCCUAAAAAAGAUAAAAUUGGAAAAAGUAUUAGUACAACAGAGAAAAAGAGAAAGAGAAAAGGUGAUCCAACAUCCGAUGAUAGCGAGGAUGAUAGUCAUAUACCAAACGAGUACGACUAUAAUGAUGGAUUCAUUGACAAUAGCUUCUCUUCAUCAGAAAAAUCCGACAGAGACCCCGAUGAUAUAGUAUUUGAUAAAGAAAACGUCAAUGAUUUGCUUCAAGAUGGCUUGGAUUAUCUUCAAAGAGCCUAUCACUAUAAACCAAAAGGCGAAAUUCACCACAACACUCAUCAUAAAAAACAAAAAUCAAGCCACAAAAAGAAUAACGAUCAUGACAAUGACGGCGAUGAUAAUCAAGGUAGUUAUAAAUCUAGUUCAUCUUAUAGACCAAAUAAAUAUUACAAUGAAGAAUAUGAUGUACAAAAAUCCUCUUCCUCCUCACCACCACCAAUUAAAUAUAAACCAAAGCCACCAAAAGCUGAAGAGUUUGAUGAGGAUUUAUUAUUUGAAAGAAGUAAUACAAUUCAGAUGACCGCUGAAGAGGUAAAAUCUGAACUUGAUAGAAUAAAAAGUAAUAAUAAUAUUAAGGGCACAGUUCAAGAAAAAGCAAAUGGUGCAAAGGAUAAUAUAAUAGCAAGUUUAGGUGAUACUGAUGAAGAUAAUGAUGAAAAACCAAUAGCAUAUAAUAAACCAAGCAAUAACCUUCCAAAAGCCAAUAAUAAUUUAGGUGAAUUAAAAGAUUUGAAAGGUAAAGAAUAUAUUUUAAAACCAUUACCAUCAUUUUUUGAUGGAUUCGAAUUUUAUCUUAGUUUAAAGGAUGAAGCAUCAAGAAAAAGUGUUACAAGAUUAAUUAUUGCUUAUAAGGGUAUUAUUUCAACCAAACCAACUACAAACACCAAAUUCAUUAUUACUGAUAGAGCCUGGGACAGAUCAUUCGAUAUAACCAAAAAGAAUUUCCCAAAUGUUUUAUUCUUGGCACCCUCAUUUGUUGUUCAAUCCGAUACCUAUCAAAAACUAUCAACAGUUGAUAAACACAUCAUUUCAAAAGUUUAA
Molecule: messenger RNA, 2385 nt
Organism: Dictyostelium purpureum
Lineage: Eukaryota; Evosea; Eumycetozoa; Dictyosteliales; Dictyosteliaceae
Exons: 3
Coding region: 1-2385 (794 amino acids)
Biological process (GO): single strand break repair; base-excision repair; double-strand break repair via nonhomologous end joining
Cellular component (GO): nucleus
Molecular function (GO): damaged DNA binding
Source: RefSeq, a predicted model, not a curated record